AAAUCUUUAAGCACUUGUGAAGUUGUGAUUGCGGGGUACGAGACCGGGGGGAGAGCCGGUCCGAUGGCCUAAAACGAAAUCGUCUUGAUUUUUCGGACAGACGCGGCGAAAUAUUGGAAUUGGACCUGCAGUUCAAACGCAGGGCCAAUGCAGGAGAUUUACUUCGAUCACGAGGGUGUUGCUUAAUCUGUCAGGAUGAAGUUCUUCUCUAAGUGCCUCCUUUUUUUCCACGGAUUGACCGCCUUGACGGUUGCCCAACAAAUCGUCACCGAUGCAAAGGCAGCAUGCGGGAAACUUGGAGCAUCGCUGGCCAUUGAGAAUGUGCACAUCAAUUUCGUCCAAUACUUGCCUGCCGGUACAAACAUCAGCCUGACUCAAAAUUACAAUCUUUCAUCGUGCGGAUAUGUAAGCCAGGUUGUUUCCAACGAUCUUUGCCGCGUGGCAAUGUAUGUUGCAACGAGCUACAGAUCUGGGAUUACACUCGAAGCUUGGUUACCUACGAACUGGACCGGAAGAUUUCUGAGCACUGGAAACGGAGGCAUUGGUGGCUGUAUACAAUACGCGGAUCUGGCAUACGCUGCAGGGCUAGGAUUCGCCACUGUCGGAGCAAAUAACGGACACAAUGGCACAUCAGGGUAUGCAUUUUACAGGAAUAUGGAUGUUGUCCACGACUUUGUGGACAGAAGUCUUCAUACGGGAGUUGUUGUAGGAAAGGAAAUUGUUAAGCGGUAUUACGGAGCUGCUCAUAAGAAGUCUUACUACCUAGGAUGCAGCACAGGGGGUCGACAAGGGUUUAAAGCUGUACAGAGUUAUCCAAAUGACUUUGAUGGUGUUGUAGCUGGAGCUCCGGCAAUUGACUUUACAGACUUGACAUCGUGGAGUGCUAGCUUCUACACGAUAUUUGGCAGCGCAAACGACUCAACCUUCGUUCCAGCGGGUGAACUGUGGGCUUUAAUUCAUCAAGAAAUCUUGAACCAAUGCGACAGCAUGGAUGGCGUAGUAGACGAUAUCAUCGAAGACCCUCUGAUGUGCCAGUUCCGCCCAGAAGCGCUUCAAUGCCCACCUGGGACCACGAAUUUCACUAGCUGUCUCACGAACGUCCAGGUCAGUGCAGUGAGAGAGGCAUUCACCGACUUCUAUGGUCUGGACGGAAAGAUCAUCUAUCCACGAAUGCAGCCUGGAUCUGAAUUAAUUGCUGAAGAUAUCUAUUACACGACUGGACCGUUCCCUUAUUCCGUUGAUUGGUUUCGCUACGUGGUUUACAACAAUCCAAAUUGGAAUGCUGCGACUUUCAAUAGACUUGAUGCAAAAGCGGCCGCUGACCAGAACCCUUUCAAUAUUCAGACUUGGAAUGGGGACCUCUCCGACUUUCGAGCUGCCGGAGGGAAAUUACUUACGUAUCAUGGGCAGGCAGACUACAUUAUCUCCUCUGAUAAUAGUCCUCGAUACUAUGAUCAUGUCUCUCGGACUAUGGGUCUCCCAUCUUCCGACCUCGAUGAAUUCUACCGCUUCUUUAGAAUUUCUGGAAUGGGCCAUUGCGGCGGAGGUGUAGGCGCCCAUGCCAUCGGCCAAACCGAAGCAGAAGUAUCAACCUUAGAUCCUCAGAACAAUGUCUUGCUACGUAUGGUUGACUGGGUGGAAAAUGGGAACGCCCCAGUUACCGUCACAGGGACGAAAUAUAUAAAUGAUGACCCUUCUCAGGGAGUAAGUUUCGUUAGGAAUCAUUGCAAGUAUCCCCUAAGGAACUUCUGCACUGAUGGUGCGAAUUAUAAGUCCCCGGAAUCUUGGACUUGCAUUGAAUAAUUUAAAUCUUCAUAAAAACUUCUCUGCGUAGGAGUACUUAAAGCCGUUUCAAACACUGCUUCCUAUUAUUACAAUAUCAACA
This is a messenger RNA of Pseudogymnoascus verrucosus, 1885 nucleotides long. Its product is annotated as Tannase and feruloyl esterase. NCBI's taxonomy places the organism in Eukaryota, Fungi, Ascomycota, Leotiomycetes, Thelebolales, Thelebolaceae. The transcript has 7 exons. The coding region runs from base 196 to 1803 and encodes 535 amino acids. The record is from RefSeq and is a predicted model, not a curated record.